Molecule: messenger RNA, 4821 nt
Organism: Molossus molossus (Pallas's mastiff bat)
Lineage: Eukaryota; Metazoa; Chordata; Mammalia; Chiroptera; Molossidae
Gene: MAP4K4
Product: mitogen-activated protein kinase kinase kinase kinase 4
Biological process (GO): protein phosphorylation
Molecular function (GO): ATP binding; protein kinase activity
Source: RefSeq, a predicted model, not a curated record
CGGAGACGGUGCAGCCCUCGGGAGCGUCAGCCUGACACCGGCGUCGGGCGGCAGCCGGGACAAUGGCGAACGACUCCCCGGCCAAAAGUCUGGUGGACAUCGACCUCUCCUCCCUGCGGGAUCCUGCUGGGAUUUUUGAGCUGGUGGAAGUGGUUGGAAAUGGCACCUACGGACAAGUCUAUAAGGGUCGGCAUGUGAAAACAGGUCAGCUGGCAGCCAUCAAAGUUAUGGACGUUACUGAGGAUGAAGAGGAAGAAAUCAAACUGGAGAUAAAUAUGCUGAAGAAGUAUUCUCAUCAUAGAAAUAUUGCAACAUAUUAUGGUGCUUUCAUUAAAAAGAGCCCCCCAGGACAUGACGACCAGCUCUGGCUUGUUAUGGAGUUCUGUGGAGCGGGGUCCAUCACGGACCUGGUGAAGAAUACCAAAGGGAACACGCUCAAAGAAGACUGGAUAGCUUACAUCUCCAGGGAGAUCCUAAGGGGGCUGGCCCACCUUCACAUCCACCACGUGAUCCACCGGGACAUCAAGGGCCAGAACGUGCUGCUGACAGAGAACGCGGAGGUGAAGCUUGUCGAUUUCGGGGUGAGUGCUCAGCUGGACAGGACCGUGGGGAGGAGAAAUACAUUCAUUGGCACUCCCUACUGGAUGGCUCCUGAGGUCAUCGCCUGCGACGAGAACCCAGAUGCCACCUAUGACUACAGAAGCGACCUUUGGUCUUGUGGCAUCACAGCCAUCGAGAUGGCAGAAGGUGCUCCCCCUCUCUGUGACAUGCACCCAAUGAGAGCACUGUUUCUCAUUCCCAGAAACCCUCCUCCCCGGCUGAAGUCAAAAAAAUGGUCAAAGAAAUUUUUUAGUUUUAUAGAAGGGUGCCUGGUGAAGAACUACAUGCAGCGGCCCUCCACAGAGCAGCUUUUGAAACACCCUUUCAUAAGGGAUCAGCCAAACGAAAGGCAAGUGAGAAUCCAGCUUAAGGACCACAUAGACCGGACCAGAAAGAAGAGGGGAGAGAAAGAUGAGACGGAGUACGAGUACAGCGGCAGCGAGGAGGAGGAGGAGGAGGCGCCGGAGCAGCAGGGGGAGCCCAGCUCCAUCGUCAAUGUGCCCGGGGAGUCCACCCUUCGCCGGGACUUCUUGCGGCUGCAGCAGGAGAACAAGGAGCGCUCCGAAGCUCUGCGGAGACAGCAGCUGCUGCAAGAGCAGCAGCUCCGGGAGCAGGAAGAGUACAAAAGGCAGCUGCUGGCGGAGAGGCAGAAGCGGAUUGAGCAGCAGAAGGAGCAGAGGCGGCGGCUAGAAGAGCAACAAAGGAGAGAGCGUGAAGCUAGAAGGCAGCAAGAACGUGAGCAGCGCAGGAGGGAACAAGAAGAGAAGAGGCGUCUAGAGGAGUUGGAGCGAAGGCGUAAAGAGGAAGAGGAGAGGACUGAAGAGGAAGAGAAGAGGAGAGUUGAAAGAGAGCAGGAGUAUAUCAGACGGCAGCUAGAAGAGGAGCAGCGGCACCUGGAAGUCCUUCAGCAGCAGCUGCUCCAGGAGCAGGCCAUGUUACUGGAGUGCCGAUGGCGGGAGAUGGAGGAGCACCGGCAGGCAGAGAGGCUCCAGCGACAGUUGCAACAAGAACAAGCAUAUCUCCUGUCUCUACAGCACGACCACCGGAGGCCACACCCGCAGCCGCCGCCGCCGCAGGACAGGAGUAAGCCAGGCCGCCACGCCGCAGAGCCUAAGCCCCACUGCGAGCCCACCGACAGAGCUCGAGAGGUGGAAGAUAGACUUAGGAACACUAACCACAGCCCCCCUGAGGCGCAGUGUAAGCCGCCAGUGCCUUCCAGAUCAGAGUCUUUUUCCAGUGGCAACUCCGAGUCUGUGCACCCCGCCCUGCAGAGACCAGCUGAGCCACAGGUUCCUGUGAGAACGACGUCACGCUCCCCUGUUCUGUCCCGUCGGGAUUCCCCGCUGCAGGGCAGUGGGCAGCAGAACAGCCAGGCCGGUCAGAGAAACUCCACCAGCAGCAGUAUCGAGCCCAGGCUGCUGUGGGAGAGAGUGGAGAAGCUGGUGCCCAGGCCUGGCAGUGGCAGCUCCUCGGGCUCCAGCAACUCAGGAUCCCAGCCUGGCUCCCACCCUGGGUCUCAGAGUGGCUCUGGGGAACGCUUCCGAGUGAGAUCAUCAUCCAAAUCUGAAGGCUCUCCAUCUCAGCGCCUUGAAAAUACAGCGAAAAAAAAUGAGGACAAAAAAGAAGUGUUUAGACCUCUGAAGCCUGCUGAUUUGACUGCACUGGCUAAAGAGCUGCGAGCGGUGGAGGAUGUGCGACCCCCACACAAAGUGACCGACUACUCCUCAUCCAGCGAGGAGUCUGGGACCACUGACGAGGAAGACGACGACGCCGAGCAAGAAGGGGCUGGGGAAACCACGUCCGGACCGCAGGACACCAGAGCAGUGUCAGCUCUGAAUUUGAGCAAUGGUGAAACGGAAUCUGUGAAAACCAUGAUUGUCCAUGACGACGUGGAAAGUGAACCAGCCCUGACGCCGUCCAAGGAGGGCACGCUGAUUGUCCGCCAGAGUACAGUUGACCAAAAGCGUGCCAGCCAUCAUGAGAGCAAUGGCUUUGCCGGUCGCAUUCACCUCUUGCCAGAUCUCUUACAGCAAAGCCAUUCCUCCUCCACUUCCUCCACCUCCUCCUCCCCAUCUUCCAGCCAGCCGACACCCACCAUGUCCCCACAGACACCCCAGGACAAGCUCACUACUAAUGAGACUCAGUCCGCUAGUAGCACACUCCAGAAACACAAAUCCUCCUCCUCCUUUACACCUUUCAUAGACCCCAGAUUACUGCAGAUCUCUCCAUCUAGCGGGACAACAGUGACUUCUGUGGUGGGAUUUUCCUGUGAUGGAAUGAGACCAGAAGCCAUAAGGCAAGAUCCGACCCGGAAAGGCUCAGUGGUCAAUGUGAAUCCAACCAACACUAGGCCACAGAGUGACACCCCAGAGAUCCGCAAAUACAAGAAGAGAUUUAACUCUGAGAUUCUGUGUGCUGCCUUGUGGGGUGUGAAUUUGUUAGUGGGCACAGAAAGCGGCCUGAUGCUGUUGGACAGAAGUGGCCAAGGGAAGGUGUACCCUCUGAUCAGCCGAAGACGAUUUCAGCAGAUGGACGUCCUUGAAGGCUUGAAUGUCUUGGUGACAAUAUCUGGCAAAAAGGAUAAGUUACGUGUCUACUAUCUGUCCUGGUUGAGGAAUAAGAUCCUGCACAAUGACCCGGAGGUGGAGAAGAAGCAGGGGUGGACGACCGUCGGCGACCUGGAAGGGUGUGUGCACUAUAAAGUUGUAAAAUAUGAAAGAAUCAAAUUUCUCGUAAUCGCUUUGAAGAGUUCUGUGGAAGUUUACGCGUGGGCACCCAAGCCAUACCACAAAUUCAUGGCCUUCAAGUCGUUUGGAGAGCUGGCCCACAAGCCGCUGCUGGUGGACCUCACUGUGGAGGAGGGCCAGCGGCUGAAGGUGAUCUACGGGUCCUGCGCUGGGUUCCAUGCUGUCGAUGUGGACUCGGGGUCCGUCUACGACAUUUACCUACCCACACACAUCCAGUGCAGCAUCAAGCCGCACGCGGUCAUCAUCCUCCCCGACACGGACGGCAUGGAGCUGCUGCUGUGCUACGAGGACGAGGGCGUCUACGUCAACACGUACGGGCGCAUCACCAAGGACGUGGUUCUGCAGUGGGGGGAGAUGCCCACCUCCGUGGCAUAUAUUCGAUCCAAUCAGACGAUGGGCUGGGGAGAAAAGGCCAUAGAGAUCCGGUCUGUGGAGACAGGCCACCUGGACGGUGUGUUCAUGCACAAAAGGGCGCAGAGACUGAAGUUCCUGUGUGAGCGCAACGACAAGGUAUUCUUUGCUUCUGUCCGGUCUGGUGGCAGCAGUCAGGUUUAUUUCAUGACGUUAGGCAGGACUUCUCUGCUGAGCUGGUAGAGUCACUGUGCGAGGACCGCGGCCCGUCUCCAAGCGCCUGGGAACUUGGAACUUGCAGCUGGAGCUCAGACUGCGCCGGGCAGUCCAGGACAGCCGUGUGCGCGGACACUGCUGCGGGGCUCUUUCUCCUCCGCCUCCUGCCCUUCCUCCAAGUUACCCCGACCUUUUUAUUUUUUUAUUUUUUUUCUUACUCAAAAAUAAAUCAGGCUGCAAUGCAGCUGGUGCUGUUCAGAUUCUACCAUCAGGUGCUAUAAGUGUUGUGGAUCGAGCAUCAGACCAGAGAGCAGGCCCCUCCUUCAGCUCCAGGACUCCUGGCCUCUGAGUGACGUCCUGGGGUGUCUGGAACAGGAGAGGGGAAGGUGCUGUGGGUGCCUGGGGAGUGGGCACAGGAGGUGGAGAGUGUGGGUCUCAGCGAGCAGGUUGCCGGAGCAAGAGCAGAUUUAAUAUAGUGACGUUAACAAUGUAUUUAAUUGACAUUUCUUUUUGUAAUGUGACAAUAUGUGGACAGAAGAAGGGGCAGGUUUAAGAAGUUAAUAUUUAUAAAAUGUGAAAGACACAGUUACUAGGAUAACUUUUUAGUGGGUGGGGCAUGGGAGGCGGGGUGGGGUGGGUUAAGGGGGUCCCAUUUUGUUUUUUGGGGGAACUUUUUUUUUUUUUUUUUGGCUCUGCCAAGAACUCAGUCAUUUUUUUGUGUACCAGGUUUUGCCUAAAUCACGUGCAGAUGGUUCUUUAAGAAAAAAGGAAAAAGAAAGUGUGUGCGUUUGUCUCACAGCCAGAGCUGUGCUGUGGACAGUCGCACGACCCUGCGCGGGCAGCUCGCCCCGCGGCCCGCACGCGCACAGGGCACGGUCUUCAACCACAUGUUGUGUGUUGUUUUUUU